Sitophilus oryzae (rice weevil) is the source of this 1200-nucleotide messenger RNA. RefSeq names its product tigger transposable element-derived protein 6-like. Lineage: Eukaryota; Metazoa; Arthropoda; Insecta; Coleoptera; Curculionidae. The record is from RefSeq and is a predicted model, not a curated record. Bases 1 to 1200 code for a protein of 399 amino acids. The transcript has a single exon. Gene Ontology annotation, molecular function: DNA binding. Gene Ontology annotation, cellular component: nucleus.
AUGGUUCGCAAAUAUGUGCGAAAAACGGAGCGACAAGCCUGGUCGGGUGAGAGCAUGCAGGCGGCCAUAAACGCUUUAGCCAAUAAGGAAAUGGGUGCCCCAAAAGCAGCUAAAAAGUUUCGCAUUCCCCAGACAACUCUUGAAAGAAGAUUUAAGGUUUUCAGAGAAAAUGCAGAAACAUCCGUUGCUGAAGCAUCUGCGAAAUCCUUAGGUGCAUUCAAGACUGUCUUCAAUACCGAGCAGGAACAAGAACUAGUUUCUUACGUCUUACGAAUGGAGUCUUUAUUACAUGGUUUAACAGGAAAAGAAGUUAGAAGCAUUGCCUUCCAAUUAGCGGAAAAAAACAAAAUUCGACAUAAUUUUAACAAGGAAGAAAAAUUGGCUGGGGUAGAUUGGCUCAAAGGUUUUUUGAAUAGGAAUCCCAACUUAAGCAUCAGAGUUCCAGAAUCUGUCUCAGUUGCCCGAUCAAUGGGGUUUAAUGCAGUAGUUGUCAAUAAAUUUUUUAAAUUGUUGGAGAAUACUAUUGAUAAAUAUAACUUUUCUCCCGAUCGAAUAUUUAACUGUGACGAGACUGGUAUUUCUUCAGUUGGAAAGUGUAAUCCAAAGAUAAUUGCCCAAAAAGGGAAAAAACAGAUCGGAAGCAUAGCCAGUGCCGAGCGAGGAAAAACAGUAACAAUAGAAAUUUGUAUGAGUGCCUCUGGCAAUUUUAUGCCACCAAUGUUUAUUUUUCCUCGUGUUCGUAUGAAAGAUUGUCUGCUAGAUAAUGCACCGCCAAAUUCCACAGCUAUGUGCCACAAGACCGGUUGGAUGCAGUUAGAUAUAUUUUUUGAAUGGUUCAAGAAAUUUGUUUCUUGGUCUCGCGCAUCUAAAAAAAAUAUGGUGUUGCUUCUGUUGGAUGGCCAUAUGUCCCACACCAAAAAUAUCAAAGUUAUAGACUAUGCACGGGAUAAUGGGGUUGUUAUCUUGUGCUUCCCGCCGCACUGUACUCACAGGCUGCAGCCUUUAGAUGUAGGUUUUAUGAAACCUCUAAGUACGUACUACUCAGAAGAGGUAAAGAAAUGGCUCCGAGUUCAUCCGGGUCGAGUCGUCGCUCAAGAAGAUAUUGCUGGUUUAUUUGCUGAAGCUUUCUAUAAAGCGGCCACUAGCGGUCUACAAAUCGUGACGUAUUCUCAGAAAGCGAUUUCAUCGCUGCUUCAGUAA